Sus scrofa (pig) is the source of this 4023-nucleotide messenger RNA. It is a transcript of the gene IFT122, whose product is annotated as intraflagellar transport 122. Gene Ontology annotation, cellular component: intraciliary transport particle A; non-motile cilium. Gene Ontology annotation, molecular function: protein binding. The record is from RefSeq and is a predicted model, not a curated record. Lineage: Eukaryota; Metazoa; Chordata; Mammalia; Artiodactyla; Suidae. Gene Ontology annotation, biological process: non-motile cilium assembly; protein localization to cilium; intraciliary retrograde transport.
CGCGCGUAGCUCACUGCGCAUGUGCGUUGCCAGGGGUAGCGCAGGUAGCCGAAGUGGCUCGCGGCUUGAGGCCUGUUGCCGAGGUGGGGAGGUGGGGCCGGAGGUGUGAAGCGAGCCGCUAUGAGGGCCGUAUUGACGUGGAGAGAUAAAGUGGAACAGAGUAUAUAUGACCUCGCAUUUAAGCCUGAUGGAACUCAACUGAUUUUGGCUGCAGGAAACAGAUUACUGGUUUAUGACACCUCUGAUGGCACCUUACUUCAGCCCCUCAAGGGGCACAAAGAUACUGUGUACUGUGUGGCAUAUGCGAAGGAUGGCAAGCGCUUUGCUUCUGGAUCAGCUGACAAGAGUGUGAUUAUCUGGACAUCAAAAUUGGAAGGCAUUCUGAAAUACACGCAUAAUGAUUCUAUCCAGUGUGUCUCCUACAACCCCAUCACCCACCAGCUGGCAUCCUGUUCCUCCAGUGACUUCGGCUUGUGGUCUCCUGAACAGAAGUCUGUCUCCAAGCACAAAUCCAGCAGCAAGAUCACCUGCUGCAGCUGGACAAAUGAUGGCCAAUACCUGGCUCUGGGGAUGUUCAACGGGAUCAUCAGCAUACGGAACAAAAAUGGCGAGGAGAAAGUGAAGAUCGAGCGCCCAGGGGGCUCCCUCUCCCCCAUAUGGUCCAUCUGCUGGAACCCUUCCAGAGAGGAACAUAAUGACAUCCUGGCUGUUGCUGAUUGGGGACAGAAACUUUCCUUCUACCAACUGAGUGGAAAACAGAUUGGGAAGGAUCGGUCUCUGGACUUUGACCCAUGCUGCAUCAGCUACUUUUCUAAAGGGGAGUACAUCUUGCUGGGGGGGUCAGACAAGCAAGUAUCCCUUUUCACCAAGGAUGGAGUGCAGCUUGGGACUGUUGGGGAGCACAACUCCUGGGUCUGGACGUGUAAAGCAAAACCCGAUUCCAACUACGUGGUGGUAGGCUGCCAGGAUGGUACCAUUUCCUUCUACCAGCUUAUCUUUAGCACUGUCCACGGGCUCUACAAGGACCGGUAUGCCUACAGGGACAACAUGACUGAUGUCAUCGUGCAGCACCUGAUCACCGAGCAGAAAGUUCGGAUUAAAUGCAAAGAGCUUGUCAAGAAAAUUGCCAUCUACAAAAAUCGAUUAGCUGUCCAGCUGCCCGAGAAAAUUGUCAUCUACGAGUUGUAUUCAGAUGACUCCUCAGACAUGCAUUACCGGGUGAAGGAGAAGAUUGUUCGGAAGUUUGAAUGCAAUCUGCUGGUGGUAUGUGCCAACCACAUCAUCCUCUGCCAGGAGAAGCGGCUGCAGUGCCUGUCCUUCAGUGGAGUGAAGGAGCGUGAGUGGCAGAUGGAGUCUCUCAUUCGCUAUAUCAAGGUGAUCGGCGGCCCACCAGGAAGGGAGGGGCUGUUAGUCGGCCUGAAGAACGGACAGAUCCUGAAGAUCUUUGUGGACAAUCUCUUUGCCAUCGUCCUGCUGAAGCAGGCCACAGCCGUGCGCUGCUUGGACAUGAGCGCCUCCCGGAACAAGCUGGCCGUGGUGGAUGAAAACGAUAUGUGCCUGGUGUAUGACAUCCACACCAAGGAGCUGCUGUUUCAGGAACCGAAUGCCAACAGCGUGGCCUGGAACACCCAGUGUGAGGACAUGCUCUGCUUCUCUGGGGGAGGCUACCUCAACAUCAAGGCCAGCACCUUCCCUGUGCACCAGCAGAAGUUGCAGGGCUUUGUGGUUGGUUAUAACGGCUCCAAGAUCUUCUGCCUCCACGUCUUCUCCAUGUCAGCUGUGGAGGUGCCACAGUCUGCUCCAAUGUACCAGUACCUGGAUAGGAAGAUGUUCCGGGAAGCCUACCAGAUUGCUUGCUUGGGUGUGACAGACACUGACUGGCGUGAGCUGGCCAUGGAAGCUCUAGAAGGAUUGGAGUUUGAGACAGCAAAGAAGGCCUUCACCCGAGUGCAGGACUUCCGCUAUUUACAGCUCAUCAGCAGCAUCGAGGAGAGGAAGAAGCGGGGAGAGACCAACAAUGACCUGUUUCUGGCAGAUGUGUUUUCCUACCAGGGGAAGUUCCACGAGGCCGCCAAACUGUAUAAGAGGAGCGGGCAUGAGAGCCUCGCACUCGACAUGUACACGGACCUGCGCAUGUUUGAGUAUGCCAAGGAUUUCCUUGGAUCUGGAGACCCCAAAGAAACAAGGAUGCUGAUCACCAAACAGGCCGACUGGGCCAGAAAUAUCAAUGAGCCCAAAGCUGCUGUGGAGAUGUACAUCUCAGCAGGCGAGCACAGCAAGGCCAUAGAGAUCAGCGGUGACCAUGGCUGGGUGGAUACGCUCAUCGACAUUGCCCGGAAGCUGGACAAGGCGGAGCGGGAGCCCCUGCUGAUGUGCGCUCACUACUUCAAGAAGCUGGACAACCCUGGCUAUGCUGCUGAGACCUACCUAAAGAUAGGGGACCUGAAGUCCUUGGUUCAGCUGCAUGUGGAGACCCAGCGCUGGGAUGAGGCCUUUGCUUUGGGGGAGAAGUAUCCUGAAUUUAAGGAUGACAUCUAUGUGCCCUAUGCUCAGUGGCUGGCAGAGAACGACCGUUUUGAGGAAGCCCAGAAAGCGUUCCACAAGGCCGGGCGGCAGGGGGAAGCAGUCCGGGUGCUGGAGCAGCUCACGCACAAUGCUGUGGUAGAGAGCAGAUUUAAUGACGCUGCCUAUUAUUACUGGAUGCUGUCCAUGCAGUGCCUCGAUAUAGCUCAAGACUUUUCCCAGAAGGACGUGAUGCUUGGCAAGUUCCACCACUUUCAGCACUUGGCUGAGCUGUACCACGGCUACCACGCCAUUCAUCGGUACACGGAGGAGCCUUUCAGUUUCCACCUUCCCGAAACGCUCUUCAACAUCUCCAGGUUCCUGCUGCACAGCCUGACCAAGGACACCCCCCUGGGCAUCUCUAAAGUGAACACGCUCUUCACUCUGGCCAAACAAAGCAAGGCCCUGGGUGCCUACAAACUGGCCCGGCAUGCCUACGACAAGCUGCAAGGCCUGCAGAUCCCCACCAGGUUCCAGAAGUCCAUCGAGCUGGGCAGCCUAACCAUCCGCUCCAAGCCCUUCCAUGACAGCGAGGAGCUGGUGCCCUUGUGCUACCGCUGCUCCACCAACAACCCACUGCUAAACAACCUGGGCAACGUCUGCAUCAAUUGCCGCCAGCCCUUUGUCUUCUCUGCCUCCUCCUACGAGGUGCUGCACCUGGUGGAAUUCUACCUGGAGGAGGGCAUCACUGAUGAGGAAGCUGUCUCCCUCAUCGACCUGGCACCGAGACACAAGCGUGAGAACAAGUGGCAAGAGAUCAGGAGCAAUGAUUCCCAGACUUUGAGGCUGGACGAGACCGUGGACCCCAUGGGAGAUGAUGACCCUUUCACAGCAAAGCUGAGCUUCGAGCAAGGUGGCUCAGAGUUCGUGCCUGUGGUAGUGAACCGCUCCGUGCUGCGUUCCAUGAGCCGGCGGGACGUCCUCAUCAAGCGCUGGCCACCACCCCUGCAAUGGCAGUACUUCCGCUCACUCCUCCCUGACGCCUCCAUCACCAUGUGUCCUUCAUGCUUCCAGAUGUUCCACUCGGAGGACUACGAGCUGCUGGUGCUUCAGCACACCUGCUGCCCCUACUGCCGGAGGCGCAUCGACGACUCCAGCCCCUGACCAGCACCCUCAGGACCACUGCUCCCUCCCGGCUGCCUUGCAGUCAGCUGGGCUAUUGAAGGAGAGUUAAACUGUCAGAAUGUGUCUUCUGCCCAGAUCACGUUUGUAUUUUAGGGAGGGGCCUUGUGUAACCACAGAAUUCCUAUUUAUGGCAUUUCGUGCCUUGUAAAUAGCACCAGGAGAUGGAGAAGAGAAUGUACAUAUAUUUUCUAAGAAAAAAAAAUCUGUUACUUUCAAAACGACUCUGAGUUGUUCAUGGCAGCCUGCUGGAGUCCACAGAUCUGUCAGACCAUUAACAUGUACACUUUGUGAACAGAUUGCCUCAAUAAUUACAAAUAAAAGGGCUACUUAUUUUCA